AUGGUCGGCGUUAAGCAACUCAGCCUGGCUGCCGUGCUCUGGCUUGGACUCGCUAGCCGUCGAUUCGCCCUAGAGAUUGAUGAAACCAACAACGACCUCAACCUUGCCUUGUGGCUAGAUAUAAUCUUGGUUUCGAAACUCGCGACCUCAACUGGAAUCUUGAUCUUGGAGAUUCGGGAUGAGGAUGCUGAUCUCGAGGCUCGUGACGAUCUUGUCUGGUAG
Molecule: messenger RNA, 222 nt
Organism: Clonostachys byssicola
Lineage: Eukaryota; Fungi; Ascomycota; Sordariomycetes; Hypocreales; Bionectriaceae
Source: the annotation of a GenBank genome assembly